AGAUAAUCAAGAGCCUUUGGGAGUCUCCAGAGGUGGCUAUUGCACCAACAACACAUCUCAACAGCUCCUCAGAAUUGUUCCGAUCUAUCUUUACUCGGUUCCAAACAGGUUCAAAUUUGCUGCUUCGUUUCUAAUGUUUGCAAGUUUGGAGCCACUAUAUUCGCUCAGGGGAGAUGAUAUGAUGGAGAUCUAUUGGAAAUUUGCAUUGUUUCACCUGGUGAAACCAAUCCCUCAAAUGUGCACACCUAGCUUUCUGUUUGUCCAGUUCGACUUUCACCUUUUGGUGCUCCAAUUUGCUGGAGAAUUUGUUGAAACAGGCAAUGCUGCAGUGAAAUCAGGCAAUUUCUAAAAGUCAUAGCGUCUGCAAAAGUUACAGCAAUGUUGGACACUUGGUCUAUGAUCAUAAGCCAUAACAAAUAGUGAUGGUUCUACUUUUCCAGUGGAUCAUCAAACAUGAUUAUUGCCUUACUGAUGGAUUCAAAACAAACCAUCUCACAAUGAUGCUGAUGCUGAUGUUUGAUUUAGACGAUAAGGAGUGAUAAGUUUUGAGGAUAUUUUCAUAUCCAUACAACAUGUUAUACUCAAUGCCAUAUGGCUAAAUUUCAUUCUCCUGAAAACUCCAAUUACAAAAAGUUCAAUAGUGGACGAUGAAAAAUGGACUUCAAAAUAGCCACUCUCCUAGUCUCCCACUCUCCUUAGAUAGUGUGUUGAUUUUGAGCAUAAAAUUUUGAAUGAAAGAGUAGCUUAUAUGACCC
This is a messenger RNA of Cuscuta epithymum, 755 nucleotides long. The record is from the annotation of a GenBank genome assembly. NCBI's taxonomy places the organism in Eukaryota, Viridiplantae, Streptophyta, Magnoliopsida, Solanales, Convolvulaceae.